AGAGCGUGAAAGAGUCAGCUGGAGAGUGGGUGUGUGGGGUUAAGAAGAGUCACUCCCUCCUCCUCCUCCUCUCCCUCACUUCUUCAACUCUUCCUUGCAUGUAGGAGUCAUUCUGCCGUGGACUUGCAGGAGUGUCAGUAAUCCCCUCAAGUGGAUCUUGAAAUUCUUCCCCUUGAUUGAUUUUUUUUUUUCAUUUUUCCUGGGAUUUCUUGUGUUUGCUGCAUGGAGGAAAAAAGAACACUUCAAGCCUAAACAUAGUAAGAGCUCUGUGGACGGUACCAGCUGCUGGAGGUUCAAACUGUCUGGAAAUCCAGUGACACAAUGCUUGGAAAAUACUUACGAACCUGCAGGCUCUGAAUCAUGGGAAAUGUUGAGAGCCAAAACAGGGACCAUGUCCUCUACAGUAACGGACGUGGCUAUUUGUCCCGCAAGCACAUGUCUCGGUCUCUUCGGAUCUCCAACAAGCAGUCCAGACGCUCUCGCCACGCUUCGUCAGGAAAGAUAGAGCACAGGAACUCUGAGACGAGCACACGCUCCAGCAGCACGCCCAGCAUCCCGCAGUCCGUGGCCGACAAUGGCUUGGAGCCCUUCAACGAGACCAAUGUCCUCCCGGACUUCGGAAGCCCCAUUUGGGUGGACCGGGUGGCCAUGAGUCUCCGGCCCGUCUCCUUUCACAACGAUCUGGCCAAUCCCUCGGUGCAGAUAAACACCAUGCACAUAACGCUGCCCGGCCCCACCGCGGAGGAGGGGCAGGACGACGACGUUUACGCCACCGAGGUGAAAUACCUCCAGAAGACGAUGGACUGCUCCAAAGAGACCGUGAGCUUCAAAAAGAGAUCUAAAUCUGCAGACAUGUGGCGAGACGAUAGCCUGGAGUUCUCACUGUCCGACGUCAGUCAGGACCACCUGACCAGCACGGAAGAAAUCAUCGACAUCGCCAACGAGAGGGACUUCACGGACCCCGCCGAGGCCUCGGACAGGGCCAACUCCCUGGACGAGCUGUACAGCAGCACGAGCCCCGCCCGCAGGCCGCCCCACGCCCGCUACGCCAAGUGGCACAACACCAACAGGUCCUCCCGGGAGGGAGAGGAUGCUAAGAUGCUCUCCCCGUCGGAGGAGGACGGGAACUCCUACGGCGCGUACACCCUUCCCUGCAGACGUUCCCACUGCCUGUCCGAAGGCCUGGGCAGCAACCAAACCCCCACGUGUGCUAGCAUGCAGGGCAGGAGGGCACAGACGAUCCAGGACGUCACGGCCGGAGAGGGGAGCGAAUAUGAUGACAGCGGGAUCGACGGGGCGAUGGUGGAGGCGGAGCACCAGUCCCGGCGCUACAAGACCAUGUCGGCCUCCUUCUCCGUGUGCUCCAUGCACGGCAGGACCCUGUUCGCGGGGAGCGACAGCGGCAGCAGCGGCGGCGGCGGGGCCAGCGAGUGUGCGCAGGGCGUGUACGAGAACUUCCGCCAGGAACUGGAGAUGAGUUCCUGCCAGACGGAGAGCUUGGAGGAGGCGAGCUCCGCCCUGAGCGACGAGCAGAGCACCAUGAGCUCCGCCUACCAGUCCGACCUGCUGCUCAGCGUCGUCCAGGGGAUGGUCCGCAAGGCCGGCAGGCUAUCCGUCAAGAACUUCCUCGUGCACAAGAAGAACAAGAAGGUGGAAUCGGCCGCAAGACGCAAGUGGAAGAGCUACUGGGUUUCCUUGAAAGGAUGCACGCUUUUCUUUUACGAGACUGACGGACGCUCGGGGAUCGACAACAACAGUGUUCCCAAGCAUGCCGUGUGGGUAGAGAACAGUAUUGUCCAGGCUGUGCCAGAGCAUCCCAAAAAAGACUUUGUGUUCUGCCUCAGCAACUCUUUGGGAGACGCAUUUCUUUUCCAGACCUGCAGCCAGACGGAGCUGGAGAACUGGAUCACAGCCAUCCACUCAGCCUGCGCCGCUGCCGUCGCCCGCCAGCAUCACAGAGAAGACACGGUCCGGCUGCUUCGGUCCGAGAUCAAGAAGCUGGAGCAGAAGAUCGACAUGGACGAGAAGAUGAAGAAGAUGGGAGAUAUGCAGCUGUCGGCCGUCACCGACACGAAGAAGAGGAAGACCAUCCUGGAUCAAAUCUUCUUGUGGGAGCAGAACCUGGAGCAGUUUCACAUGGAUCUGUUUCGCUUCAGAUGCUACCUGGCCAGCUUGCAAGGAGGAGAGCUGCCCAACCCCAAACGCCUCCUGGCCUUUGCCUCUCGUCCCACCAAGCUGGCGAUGGGCCGGCUGGGCAUAUUCUCAGUCUCUUCCUUCCAUGCACUGGUGGCUGCUCGCACAGAGGCCGGAGUGAGGCGGCGUGCUCAGGCCAUGUCCCGGUCCUGCAGCAAGCGCAAGAGCAGGUUCUCUUCCCUCUGGGGUCUGGACACCACCUCCAAGAAGAAGAACAAAGCCCAUCCAACAGUCAGCCAGCAGGUCUUUGCUGAUGGCGAAGAACCAGAGAAAAAGCCAGCAGAUGGGAUAUAUCUUGAUUCCGUCAAGGAAAACUCAAAAAGCGAGGAGGGAGCUGUGAAAAGUCUACCGCGACCCAACGCCGAGAGUGACAUCUGGGUCCCUGACCACCUCACGCCCUCCUGGGUUUGCCUGCCAAACGACCAGCCCGUCCUGACCAUCAUCCAGCCGGGGGAGUCUGCCCUGUGGGUCCUUGAGUCCAUCUGCAAGGCUCAUGACCUCGAUCCAACCAAACACUACUUGCGACUCAAAUUCCUCAUCGAAAACCAAGUGCAAUUCUACAUUCCCAAACCAGAAGAGGAUGUGUGCGACUUGCUUUACAAAGAAAUUGAGCUCUGCUCCAAGAUAACAAAAGUAAUCCAGUUUGACAGAGAUGAAUCCUGCAUGAUCGGCUACGGUUUCUCCAUUUCGGUGGUGGAGGAGGAUGGCGUACAGCAGCUCUACAUCACUGAUGUGAAGGCCGGGGGAUUAGCCUUUGCUAAAGGUCUGAACGCCGGGGAUGAAAUUCUGCAGCUGAACGGAAAAGACUCUCACAGUCUCAAUUUCUCUGACAUGAAGACGGCAUUCUCCCAACCCUCGCUGGCUUUGACUGUCAACACCCUGCCCUCAGUCGAGCGCCGCCAGCUUUGCUACCUGCCACCGCGCCGCUCGGAUGCUGCAGAGGAUCUCUACACUGACAUCUUUUCCCAGAGUCAAGAGGAAAUCCUGGACGUGGGUGUGGGCGUUCUGAUCGAGAGCUCGGGAGACAGCCUGGAGGACGACUCCGAGACCUUCAGCGAGUUCGAUGAGUGCAGGAAGAGUACAGAGCAGGUCGCCGCUUUCUGCCGCAGUCUCCAUGAUAUGAAUCCCUCGGAGUGCGUGUCCUCUUCUUCGCCGAGCCCGGACUCACCCUUUCCACCUUCCACAACGCUCCGGCAGCUGUCUGAUGCCGACAAGCUCCGCAAAGUCAUCUGUGAACUCGUGGAGACGGAACGCACAUAUGUCAAAGAUCUCAAUUGCCUCAUUGGGAGAUAUUUAACCCCACUGCAGAAAGAGACGUUCCUCACUCAGGAUGAGCUGGAUGUUCUGUUCGGCAACUUGGCAGAAAUGGUGGAGUUUCAGGUGGAGUUUCUCAAGACCCUGGAAGACGGGACCAGACUGGUUCCAGAUUUGGAGAAGCUGGAGAGAGUGGAUCAGUUUAAGAAAGUACUCUUCUCUCUGGGAGGCUCUUUCCUCUACUAUGCAGAUCGUUUUAAAAUCUACAGCGCUUUCUGUGCCAGCCACACCAAAGUCCCAAAGGUUCUCGUUAAGGCCAAAACUGAUCCAGAUUUCAAGGCCUUCCUCGACGAGCGUAACCCCAAGCAGCAGCACUCGUCCACCCUUGAAUCGUACUUAAUCAAACCCAUCCAGAGGGUGCUGAAGUACCCGCUCCUUCUGAGGGAGCUGCACUCGCUCACAGAUCCAGAUAGUGAGGAGCACUACCAUCUGGACGUUGCCAUGAAAGCCAUGAACAAGGUCGCCAGUCACAUCAACGAGAUGCAGAAGAUCCACGAGGAGUACGGAUCAGUGUUCGACCAGCUCAUCACCGAGCAGAGCAGUGAAAAGAAAGAGGUUGCCGAUCUGUCGAUGGGCGACCUGCUUCUCCACAACACUGUGACCUGGAUCAACCCACCUGCUUCCCUGGGAAAAUGGAAGAAAGAACCACAGAUGUCUACAUUCGUGUUCAAAACAGCAGUGGUCUUCGUAUGUAAAGAAGGCUCCAAACAGAAGAAGAAAAUGGGUGGCUCCCACCGAGUGUCCGUGGCGUCGGAAGAUAAAGACCCUUUCCGAUACCGACACAUGAUCCCGACAGACGCCCUUCAAGUCAGAUCCCUGGCCAAUGCAGAUGGCGAGGGUUCUGCUGUGUGUGAGAUUGUUCACACAAAGUCGGAGUCGGAGGGGAGGCCCGAGAGGACGUUUCACCUGUGCUGUAGCUCUCCAGAUAGCAGGAAAGACUUUCUGAGGACGGUCCAUUCCAUCCUGAGGGAGAAGCAUCGCCGGCAGCUCCUGAAAACAGAGAGUUUACCCCUCAACCAGCAGUACGUGCCAUUUGGAGGAAAAAGACUCUGUGCCCUGAAGGGAGCCCGUCCAGCCAUAAAUAGAGCCGCAUCAGCCCCAUCCAGGACACUAGGCAGAAGAAAGUUGGUGCGCAACCGUUUCACCAUCGACACGGACAUCGUUUUUGACGGGGACUUGGAACAGCAGGAGCCCGCAUCGCCGCAGGAGUCCGACUCAAAGACGCAGCAGCGGCAGAAGGACGAGACGGACCAGCGGCAGCAGGCCGACUUAACGGGGGACACGGAUCGCUGGGUGGAGGAGCAGUUCGACCUCGAGGAAUACGAAGACCAGGAGGAAGUGAAGGAGACGGACAUCCUGAGCGACGACGACGAUGACGAGGAGUUCUGCCGGGAUCCCAGAGCGAGAGACCUGGAGGGCCCCAUGACGGCUCUGUCUUUGGACGGUGCAGAAACGGAAGCGAGCGAGAGCCUUCAGUCCCCGACCGCCAGCGAAACACCUGAGGAUGUGAAGCCGUCCGCCACGGAGGAGAGAGCUUCAGACGGUUCUGUGGAGGAUCAGCGUAAAACGGGGGAGGGUGAGAUCUGGGUUCGAAGGGAUCCGUCCGAGUCGUGUCCAGACCGCGACACAUGAAAGCUGAAGGGGGGGGCGGCACGCACAGUAUUCACCCAGCCGGCGUUAAGAUCACUCAUCACAAACAAUGCAUGAUCAUUGAUGUAUAUCGCACAGUUAGUAGAAGAAACGUUAUAUCCUUCUUAACCUUACUAUUGCUGAAUGCUUUUUGAACAGGUAAGGUCAUUUGUGGAGCAAUAAAGGAACCGGAACGAGGGCGCUUCAUCUCAGAUCGGAUGCUGUUUCAUAAAUGUCGUGUUAACCUUUGACGGAUGAAUUAACGGUACAAUCAUGGAAUCUAAUCAGUUGCUUCGAUUGGCAUGGUUUGCACAUUUGGGCAGCAUUUUAUAGUCCUGCCUGCUGUUGCCAAAUUUGAGUAUUGUCAGAACAAUAUUACUUGUUUUGUUGGUGAAACUCAGAGAUAUUAUUAUAGUUAAGGGCUGUAUAAUAUUCGUCCUUAUAAACAUAGAAUAAUAAAUUGCAAUUGACAGUCUUGUCUUGCAUAGCGUACUGUAGGCUACGUGUACAGUUUCACAUCAAUACACACUGACUUCUAUUAUGAUUUGGAUUUCAUGUUGGUUUUUUUUUUACAGACUAAAAUAAAGUCUGGAACUUUGUUUUGAUUUCUUUUAUUCAGUAACACAUUUGUGUAAUAGCCCUCACAGAACUGAAAUGAGAGGAUUUUCCUUUUGUUUUUAAUUUAACAAUCCUGUUUUACUUGAAUUUGCAUUUGCUGUUUCAUGCUUUUGUUACUGUGAAACUAUUUUGUUGAAUUUGACCUAUUUGCUCUUGAGUAUCACAUACACUGACACGUCACACGCACACUGUAUUGUAGAUAAGUUACACAUCAGCUUCUUUAGAAGGUCUUGUGUGCUCUAAAAGAUUGUUUACUUGUAAUGCAGUGGUUUUAUUUAUUCAUAUGUAAAUAAUUUGUUAGCAACAAACAUGAGUUGUUUUCUUUUUUUUUUUUUUUGUUGGUUUUUUUUCCCACAAAGAAAGUCCAAAUUUGCUCAUGCAAUCAAGGGGAAAGACUUAGGAAGAAGAUCCCAUUGUGCUACUAAAGCUACAUUUUUAUUACUGUGUAUAUAUAAAUGGAUUAAUAUCAUAAUAAAUACUGUUGUUUCCUACUUCUGCUUCAAAACGCCUCUCUGUAAUGAUUUAUUUGUCAUGGUUUUGUUCAGCGGCGUACUUCGUUCCUGCAAAAGAUAC
Messenger RNA from Cololabis saira (Pacific saury), 6327 nucleotides. It is a transcript of the gene tiam1b, whose product is annotated as TIAM Rac1 associated GEF 1b. The record is from RefSeq and is a predicted model, not a curated record. The coding region runs from base 361 to 5139 and encodes 1592 amino acids. Lineage: Eukaryota; Metazoa; Chordata; Actinopteri; Beloniformes; Belonidae. The transcript is spliced from 28 exons. Gene Ontology annotation, biological process: activation of GTPase activity; positive regulation of axonogenesis; small GTPase-mediated signal transduction. Gene Ontology annotation, molecular function: protein binding; guanyl-nucleotide exchange factor activity. Gene Ontology annotation, cellular component: synapse; plasma membrane; cytosol.